Phaethon lepturus (White-tailed tropicbird) is the source of this 1142-nucleotide messenger RNA. RefSeq names its product protein unc-13 homolog B-like. Gene Ontology annotation, cellular component: presynaptic membrane; presynaptic active zone cytoplasmic component; neuromuscular junction. The transcript has 9 exons. The record is from RefSeq and is a predicted model, not a curated record. Gene Ontology annotation, biological process: presynaptic dense core vesicle exocytosis; dense core granule priming; neuromuscular junction development. Lineage: Eukaryota; Metazoa; Chordata; Aves; Phaethontiformes; Phaethontidae. The annotation marks the transcript as partial. Gene Ontology annotation, molecular function: syntaxin-1 binding; diacylglycerol binding; calmodulin binding.
UAAAAAAAGCUAAACUCCAAGGACCACCAGAUAAAUUCAAUACGUAUGUUACCCUGAAAGUGCAAAAUGUGAAGAGCACGACGGUAGCUGUGCGAGGUGACCAGCCCUGCUGGGAGCAGGACUUCAUGUUUGAGAUCAGUCGGCUGGACCUGGGCCUAAUUGUUGAAGUAUGGAACAAAGGACUGAUCUGGGACACUCUGGUUGGGACCGUGUGGAUUGCUCUGAAGGCCAUUCACCAAUCUGAUGAGGAGGGUCCUGGGGAGUGGUCUACGCUGGAGGCAGAAGUUGUAAUGAAACAUGAUGAAAUCUGUGGAACCAAAAACCCAACUCCUCAUAAAAUUUUGCUGGACACAAGAUUUGAAUUACCUUUUGAUAUCCCUGAAGAAGAGGCCAGAUACUGGACCAGAAAAUUAGAACAAAUAAAUUCACUUGGAGAUGAUGAGUAUUCCUUUCAGGAGGAAGUCCAGAAGAAACCAUUGCCCAGUGCUGCCUCCCAGUGUUCCUUUGAAGAUGCUGACAGUGCUGUGGAUGAUCGAGAUAGUGACUAUCGCAGUGAGACAAGUAACAGCAUUCCGCCUCCAUACCACACGACCGCACAGCCCAAUGCCUCUGUGCACCAGUUCACUGUACCGUCACGCCUGCAGCAGCAAGGGGUCUUGCGGGAAUCCUGUGCCGAAUCCCUACAAAAUUAUGAUUUGGAUUAUCGGGAGCAUGUGGCCAUCAGUCCUGCUGGCAGUAGUAGAUAUGGCUCCUCUUGUAAUGUCAGCCAGGGAAGCUCUCACCUAAGUGAGCUGGACCAUUCCCAUGAAAGUGCCCAUGGCUCCGAGCAAGAAGAUGAUCACCAGGAAAGAGUGUCGAAUCAUUCCUACCACAGUUCAGGCAGCUACCAGAAGGAUGGUCAGGCAUGGCUCAGGGAGCAAGAGAUGCCUCGUGGCAUAGGAGAGGAGGAGAAGGUCUGCGAGACAGAGGAGAAAUGUGCAGACCCUUCUGUAGCUACGUUGCCUGUGGAACUUGAGAAGCCCAAGGAUGUUGAUGAAGGAGCCCAAGUGAGCUGUCAUGGUGACAAUGAGCCACCACCAUUUCCUGCAGCAAGAGCCUAUUGGAUUAGAGCCAUUAGCAAAGUUCGACUGCAGCUUCAAGAG